AUGGCCUUGCAAAAGAUUGCUCUGGUGACCUGCAGCACUCGGGAGCCACGACUCAAUCCAUUCAUCACACAAUAUGUCAAGAAAAUCCUCUCAAAUGAAAAAUGGGAGGGAAAGCUUGAAAUAAUCGACUUGGAGGCACACUCACUGCCUCUCUACAACGAGCCCGCCAUCCCAUCGCAUCUGCCCUCAACCAACCCUACACCACACUACGUCCAUGAGCACACACGUGCAUGGUCCAAGACCGUCCGACAAUACGACGGCUUUAUAUUCGUGACACCACAGUAUAACUGGAGUAUUCCAGCAAGUCUGAAAAACGCACUGGACUAUCUAUAUUGGGAGUGGAACGGCAAACCCGCCGGGAUUGUCACAUAUGGAGGCAAAGGAGGAGGCAAAGCAGGAGAUCACCUACAACAAAUCCUCACCGGGUUGCGAAUGAAAACCGUGUCGAUUAUUCCAGGUUUUCCCGUUGGAAGUCACACAAUGGAUUCUUGUCUGAAGGAGAAUGGUAUCAACAAGGAUGAUCAUGAGGUCUGGCAAAGCCGCGGAGUUGAAGAGAAGGUUCGUUUGAUGUUCCAGGGGCUGAUUGAGAACUCGAGUUUCCAGUAG
Penicillium brevicompactum is the source of this 606-nucleotide messenger RNA. Its product is annotated as NADPH-dependent FMN reductase. The transcript has a single exon. Gene Ontology annotation, molecular function: FMN binding; oxidoreductase activity. Lineage: Eukaryota; Fungi; Ascomycota; Eurotiomycetes; Eurotiales; Aspergillaceae. Bases 1 to 606 code for a protein of 201 amino acids. The record is from RefSeq and is a predicted model, not a curated record. Gene Ontology annotation, cellular component: cytosol.